CCUGAAGGUGCUGGUGGUGGCGGCGCUGGUGGUGGCGGCGCAGGCCAUGACCGUUUCGCAAGAUGAGGCCGCGGAGGUCCCGGCCGAGCUGCGCCCCAUCGUUCCCGGUGGGUCCUGGUUCGACGACAUGGCACUGGAGAGACUCAGGACACGACACCGACACCUGAAGGAGAUCGGGGGCAGCACCACGGAGGAGGACCCGGAGGAGAAGUUCAUCAUGGCCCGCCUGAAGGACCCGGAGCUGAAGGUUAUCGAGAAGGAACCCGAACCCAACGAACCACCCCGGGCAGCACUCAAGGCGGAGGACACACGCGAGGCCCUGCGGAGUUUCAUGAGGCAGCACAAGGAGAGGGGCGGCGACGGGGGCGGCUCCCACGGCCCCGCCCAAAGCUCGCGGGAGUUCAUGGAAAUCUACGAGAGGGAGCUACAAAAAUUCUUCAAGAACUUCAUGAGUGUGAUGCUACAGGCGGAGAUUGGUGGAGUGAGCAUCGAGAACAGGAGUGAGGAGGAACGCAAGGAGGUCGAGGGCUUGGCGGGGGCACAGCACGGCGACCACACUGAGUUCAACGCCGUGGCCACACCCUAGCCACACCCCCGCCCUGUCACACCCAAGGAGGGACCCACAAACUACAAACUCAUUCACCAAGGUUCUUUCGAGACCUUUCCCUUACCUCCACAUCCAAGCCACAUCCCAUUAAGGCCUCUGUCACAUCCCGACCACAUCCCAACAUGGUUCAGAAUACUUCAUAGCUAAGAUGCACUCUGUCACAUAUCACUCUGCCCUGACCACAUCACUUUGAGCACCCUGACCACAUCCCAGCCACAUCCCCUACGAGUGUCUCCAUUCUAAAACCUAAUUCACAGCUAAGCCACACUCUUUCACAUGUCUUCCAGCUCUAACCACAUCCCUCCAAAGCCCCUGCCACAUCCCGAUCACAUACCUACGAGGUUCUGUACUCCUAAACCUCUUCAGGGAUACUUGAGAGCUUAACCACACUGUCACAUCUUCCAGCCCCAGCCACACCCUUUGAACCACCUGUCACAUCCCUACCACAUCCUCUACAGACCCUUCCAGAAUGAUUUAGAGCUUUGUGAGGGUAGUUUGCAUUUGGGUGAGUUUACCAGCCCAUUGAACCUCCUGUCACAUCCCUACCAUACCCUGUACAGCCCCAGUCACAUCCCUGCUGCUCCUAUGCUUCCAGACCCUUCCAGAAUGAUUUAGAGCUUUGUGAGGCUAGUUUGCAUUAGGGUGAGUUUACCAGAACCCCUCAAGACAUUUCCAAACCCCUUCCCCAAUCAAUAGACAGAAUCAUCACUCCUACCCCUUUCCUUCCUUCCUUCCUUCCUUCCUUCCUUCUCUGGCCCUUCCCUUCCUCACUCACCCCUACCCCCUUCCUCCUUUCCUUCCUUCCUUUGUUCCCUUCCUCCUCUUCUUCCUCCCUUCCUCACUGAAUCAUCACCAAUACCCCUUCCUUUCCUUCUUUCCUUCCCUUUAUCCAUCCCCUCCCUUCCCGUCAUUCUCUGCACCCUACAGACAGAAUCAUCAUCACUUCCGAAACCCCGUCCUUCAAUGCCUCCCUUCUCCCUUCCUUCCAGUGUUGCCAGAUUGUCGUACUCAGCGUCCUUGGUUAAUUAUUGGUCUUGGCAACAUUUAUGGGUCAGAUACCGGUAAAUACGCAGCUCUGAGUAUGAUAACCUGGUGACGUUGCUUCCUUCCUUCCUUCCCCACACCCGACAUGGCAAUGACCAAUUUUUUCUUCCUUCCAUGGAACUCAGGAAAGGCGCUUGUCAUGAAAAGUCUCUUUAUUAUUUUCCGACACAAUUGAAGCUCUCUGUGGCAUGCAUCCCAGACUCACUCCUUUCAUUCCAACUCAACCCAUCACUCACAAAUCUAUAUCGAUGAUUUUUCUAACACGACGGAGCGCACUGCAUUUUUUUUAUAUAUAUGUGUGUAUGUAUGUCGUAGUUUUAAGUACAUGUGUGUUGGUUUUUAUCAUAUUUUAUUAUUUAAUUCUUCCCCGCCCCCCACUCUGUAAAGGGGCGAUUACACUGGGCAAAUUUUCCGUGGAUCUUCAGUCAAACCACGAUUUCCGCUGGCGUGGUUCUCAAUUGCUUCUUGUUAUUGCUGCUGCUGAUGAUGAUGAUGAGUAAUACCGGCGUCCUUCAGUGAAAUCUACCGUAGCUUUGGAAGAUCGUGGACACGUCAGAAAACCACGGAAAUAAGAGAACCACGCCAGCGGAAAUCGUGGUUUGACUGAAGAUCCACGGAAAAUUUGCCCAGUGUAAUAGCCCCCUUAACCCUAGCUGUUGUCUCUUCUCUACGGCUCCGUCAGUGUGUACGUGACGGAGCUUCGUGUAACAGUUCAAAGGAUGGGCCUCGUCUCUUACCUUACUUAGCAGGAUGAUGUGUGUGUUUUUUUAUAAUGUUCCGGUGACUGUGUUUGAUGUUUGUGGUUUCUCAGCUGCAGAUAGACCUAUUCAGAGCAACCGUUCCUUUCUACCUUACUGAUGAAAUUAAAUCAAUAUUGCUCCUAAUUUAAUACCUUACUGACGAAAUUAAAUCAAUAUUGCUCCUAAAUUAAUACCUUACUGACAAAAUUAAAUCAAUAUUGCCCCUAAAUUAAUACCUUACUGAUGAAAUUAAAUCAAUAUUGCUCGUAAUUUAAUACCUUAUGACAAAAUGAAACCAAUAUUCCUCCUAAUUUAAUGGUACUAGUUUCCAGUUGGUCCCUAAACCGAAUCAAAUCAGCAUCUACCACUUCUUUGCAAUUCUUUAAAUCUCUCAGCUCACUGGUGAAGUCCAAUCAGUGUUUUUCUUAAUCUGUUAUGAGAGGUUUGCAGUUGUUUCACAAGCACCCACGCCAAAGCCUUCCCCAUGUCUCUGGUGAAGGAGACGGCGAGAGGAUUAAGAGAAAUAUAUAAAAAAAUGCCUGCGGUCAGCUACUCCAAUACAGCUAAACAAAAGAUACAGCUCUCAAAAUAAUACUGGUGAUAAUAAUGAUAAUCUGUAAUAAUAAUAAUAAGAAAAAAAAGAAAAGAAGAACAAGAACUAGAAUAAAAAUGAGAGGAUGAGAGAGAACCAAAAAUAAGGAAAAUAUGAUGAAAAAGAAUAAGAUGAAAAAGAAAAACAAAGAAAAAAAAGGAGAAUGUACGAAGUUUAAUUUCGAUAAACACUAAAUUUGUUAUGAAAAAUUUGCAUCUAAAACUAUAUUCCAUUUUUCUUUUUCCGAUUCCUCUUUUUAUUAGAUUAUUUAUAUGUGUGUGUGACCAAAUGAUGUAAGGGAGUCCAUUAUUAUUAUUAUUAUUAUUAUUAUUAUUAUUAUUGUAGUUAUUGAUAAGUAAGGAGGUAUCGAGAGUCUAUCCAUGUGUAGGUUGUGAGAAACUUUGAUCAAUUAACACAAAACUUUAUACGUAUUUUUAUUUUGAGUGUGUGUGUGUGUGUGUGAGAGAGAGAGAGAGAGAGAGAGAGAGAGAGAGAGAGAGAGAGAGAGAGAGAAAUAGUAUACCAUUAUUUUGUACCGUAGAGACUAGCCGAUAGACACAUAGCAGCACACACAAACAUUUGGUAUUAUAUUUAUUGAUGGCACAGUAGCCGCCCCUCUCUGUCCAUGCAUGUGGGAGAGAUAGAAAGAGAAAUAAAAAGUAAUAUAUGUA
Molecule: messenger RNA, 3654 nt
Organism: Eriocheir sinensis (Chinese mitten crab)
Lineage: Eukaryota; Metazoa; Arthropoda; Malacostraca; Decapoda; Varunidae
Exons: 5
Coding region: 47-586 (179 amino acids)
Source: RefSeq, a predicted model, not a curated record